This is a messenger RNA of Cuscuta europaea, 2282 nucleotides long. NCBI's taxonomy places the organism in Eukaryota, Viridiplantae, Streptophyta, Magnoliopsida, Solanales, Convolvulaceae. The record is from the annotation of a GenBank genome assembly.
GUGGAAAUAAUGUCGACGGCGAACAACGGCGAUUUUAGCUUCGCCACCGGUGGGAAAGGCCUGAAAGGCCUUGCGAAGAUCCAGACGCAGAAGACGAAGGAGGAUGAGAUCUGCCAUGACGACAGCGCGCAGCCGGUGAAGGCUAGGACGCUGGACGAGUUGCAUUCGCUGCAGAAGAAGAAGUCGGCUCCGACCACUCCACUCACGGCGACUAACACCCCCUUCGCCGCGGCCGUCUCCGAAGAAGAACGCCACAAACAGCAGCUGCACUCCAUAAGCGCAUCAUUGGCAUCCCUAACUAGGGAAACCGGGCCCAAUGUGGUGAAAGGAGAUCCAGCAAAGACAACGCCGGAGACUCCACGGGUGUCUCAUGACUCACACGUGACCCAUCACCACCAUUACGAACCAACUUUCAACACUACCGACAGUUCCCUCAAGUUUACCCACAUCCUCUACAAUCUUUCACCUGCAGAGCUUUAUGAGCAAGCGUUAAAGCAUGAGAAAGGUUCAUUCAUCACGGCCAGUGGUGCACUGGCUACAUUGUCGGGAGCCAAAACGGGCCGAUCCCCUAGGGACAAGCGUGUUGUCAAGGAUGAGGCAAGCAAUGAUCUUUGGUGGGGAAAGGGCUCACCCAAUAUUGAAAUGGACGAACAUACUUUCUUGAUCAACAGGGAAAGAGCUGUGGAUUAUCUCUGCUCGUUAGAAAAAGUUUAUGUGAAUGAUCAGUUUCUCAAUUGGGACCCAAACAACCGCAUCAAAGUUCGGAUUGUUUCCGCAAGAGCUUAUCACUCCUUGUUCAUGCACAAUAUGUGUAUCCGACCCACACCUGAAGAGCUGGAGAAUUUUGGUACUCCAGACUUUACUAUAUACAAUGCCGGUCAGUUCCCAUGUAACCGUUACACCCACUAUAUGACAUCCUCCACUAGCAUAGACCUCAAUCUCUCUAGGCGGGAAAUGGUCAUCCUUGGCACACAGUAUGCUGGGGAAAUGAAGAAAGGUCUGUUUGGCGUAAUGCACUAUCUGAUGCCUAAGCGUCAAAUCUUAUCUCUUCACUCUGGGUGCAAUAUGGGAAAAGAUGGAGAUGUUGCUCUCUUCUUUGGAUUAUCAGGUACGGGAAAGACGACCCUGUCUACAGACCAUAAUAGGUACCUCAUAGGAGAUGAUGAACACUGUUGGAGUGAUUGUGGUGUAUCAAACAUUGAGGGAGGUUGCUAUGCAAAAUGCAUUGACCUCUCCAGGGAAAAGGAGCCUGAUAUCUGGAAUGCUAUCAAGUUUGGUACAGUCCUAGAAAAUGUGGUUUUUGAUGAACAUACUCGAGAAGUGGAUUAUUCGGAUAAAUCUGUAACAGAGAACACUCGGGCAGCAUAUCCGAUAGAAUACAUUCCAAACGCUAAAAUUCCAUGUGUUGGUCCUCAUCCAAAAAAUGUCAUUCUUUUAGCUUGCGAUGCCUUUGGUGUGCUACCACCAGUGAGCAAAUUGAGUUUGGCUCAAACAAUGUACCACUUCAUCAGCGGUUACACGGCAUUGGUGGCUGGAACCGAGGAUGGUAUAAAGGAGCCUACUGCAACAUUUUCUGCAUGCUUUGGUGCAGCGUUUAUUAUGUUCCAUCCCACAAAGUAUGCAGCUAUGCUAUCUGAAAAAAUGCAGAAACACGGUGCAACCGGAUGGCUUGUCAACACUGGCUGGUCAGGUGGAAGAUAUGGAUCUGGCAGCCGCAUAAAGUUGGCAUACACCAGGAAGAUCAUUGAUGCCAUUCACUCGGGGAAACUGUCAGAGGCAAAUUACACAAAGACGGAGGUGUUUGGGCUGGAGAUCCCUACAGAGUUAGAAGGGCUGCCUUCUGAAAUCUUGAACCCCAUCAACACUUGGCCUAACAAGGAUGAAUACAAUACAACCCUGCUGAAGCUUGGAGGGCUGUUCAAGAAAAACUUUGAGGUAUUCUUGAACUACAAAAUUGGGUCCGACAACAGCCUGACUGAGGAGAUCUUGGCAGCCGGGCCAAACUUCUAAGUGCUAUGUAUCUGGCCACAGAUUGCUAAAGAUGAUGACGAAAGAAAUGAUCAAUAAAUGAAUUUGUAUGAGACUUAUGUACUAGAAAGGGUAUACAGGUAUAUUAAAAAAAUUGUGCAACUCUAUGUGCUGGCUGAACAAGUAAAUUUCACGUCUCUCUAGUGUAUCCUUACCAUAUUAUGAUAUUGAAUGAAUGUCAACAAUUUGUUGCAUAAACAACACUUUCUUAUAUGAAUGAUGUAGAGGGGAUGAGGUUUAUUAUUAUAGGAUAA